Prosopis cineraria is the source of this 1116-nucleotide messenger RNA. RefSeq lists its product as uncharacterized. The transcript has 5 exons. NCBI's taxonomy places the organism in Eukaryota, Viridiplantae, Streptophyta, Magnoliopsida, Fabales, Fabaceae. The record is from RefSeq and is a predicted model, not a curated record. Gene Ontology annotation, molecular function: ubiquitin protein ligase activity. The coding region runs from base 130 to 693 and encodes 187 amino acids.
AAGGCGUCCCUUAUCUUAGAAAAAUUCCCAAUAAAAAAUAUGCGCCUACGUGAGAGGAGGAGGGAGAAGACGAAGAAGAAGAAGGUGCAGGUGAGGCGGUGGUGAAAGGGUGAAUUCGAACCGAAGGAGAUGGCCAAGGAUACGGCAAUGGAGCUUCCUCCUCGUGACGAUUGCUGCCCUGUCUGCCAUGGCGAUUUCAACCUCCCAUGCCGCACCUCCUGCUCCCACUGGUUCUGUGGAGAGUGCAUAUUGCGUGUAUGGCUACAUGGAGAUGCAAUGAAGCAAUGUAAAUGCCCAAUGUGCUGUCGUCAUUUUUCCAGUCUGGCACCCUUUCAAGCAGCAUUUGACUGUGGCCAGAACCCAGAAUCGGACAAAAUAAUGGAAAGUGUUAGAAGGUACAAUAGGCUGCACAUUGGGGGCAUGCAAGGUCUCAUGCAGAAACUUUUUGAUCUUCCGUUUCUUGUUCGAAUGGCUCUACAAGAUAUGAUGGAUCCUGAUAAAACAAGUUCUUACUUGACUAGAGUGCGCCUCUUUGCAAUGGUACUUGGCAUGAUUUAUGUGCUCAACCCAUUCGAAUUUCUUCCAUUCGCUAAACGAGACAUACUGAACUUGUUUGAUCUCUAUGCGACUACAUUUGUGACCAUCAUCCAUAUUAUUGCGCUGUGCCGUGCAAGGCGUGUAAUCAGGAGAUAAAGUCCUUUCUUGGACAGCAUGCUUGAACAGAAGAUGAAGCACUAGUUGAAUGUGUGUCUGCACCCUGCAGCUGAAGCAACCAUCCUGUGGGGUUCACCGUAGUCAUUAUGUACAUAUUAUUAGGAUCACAGUAAAGAAGGCAUGAGCACCAUGUUUUGAGUGUCGAUGUUGCGUAAGAGAAACAAAUGGGAUGUCUUGGAUCAAUCCCCGUGAUUUUCUACCUUAGGUUGUAUAUAAAGUAGCACUAGCUUCGGAAAAAUCACAAGGCGCGUUUCGUCGUCUUAUUUGAUGACACUUUACAUGUACGUCGUUUUGUUCUGAUUUACCGUGCGCCUGCGUGGUCAUGUAUAUAUGUAUGGGAAUGGGAUUGAAGUUCUUGUAAAUUUUAGUUUGGCUUACAUAUAUGAUGUGGCUCAUUUCUCA